GUUCCCUCUCUCAGCAGUUAGUGAGGCAGAGAAAGGUGCGGGCAGGAGUGUGUGAGGAGGAGUCGGGCGGCACUGGGCCAGCGAUAGUGUGGGACAGUCAGUCAGUCGCAGCGUUUGAGGCGCAGAGAGAGCUCAAGUCUCAGCUGAGAGUGCGGCACCUUGUUCUUUUCCAGAGGAUUUAUUGAUUCCAUUGGUGGAUUCAGACUGUUCUGGGCCUGGAUAGUACUCGAUACACGGUGUCCCCCAAUCUUUUUGGAUCCUGAAUAUGUCCAACAAUGCUUUGGUGAUUGAAGACAAGCCCCCGCCUCCACCCAUGAGGAUCAACAGCACCAUAGGCGGGGGCAAUACAAACGAUUGGAAUUUUGGGACUAAACCUCUGUCUACGAACCAAGAAGAAAAGGAAAAGAAAAAGAAAAAGGGGCAAAAAAAUAACAAAAAGGACAAAAAAGACCGGUUGGAGAUAUCCAGUCCGUUUGGCUAUGAGCAUAUCUAUCACGUGGGGAUUGACCCAGCUACCGGAGAAUUUACUGGAAUGCCAAAUCAGUGGGCCCGGCUCCUGAAGCAUGCAAACAUCAGUAAAAUUGAUCAGAAGAAGAACCCACAGGCUGUUCUGGACGUACUGAAUUUCUACAGCUCUGAGACGACAUCCAAGAGCCAAAAAUACAUGAGCUUCACAGAUAACUCUAGGGAGGCGUACGAUUCCAUUGCCAUCUUGGGUGAGGAUGCAAAUCCUGUGUCUGAAGCAGCAGAGGUCCCUCCUGUGCCUGAAGCUGAAGAUGGUGAAGUUGCCCCUGCUUUUCCCCCACGUCCUGAACACACAAAAUCAAUAUACACACGCUCUGUUAUUGAGCCUCCAGUCCCACCACUGGCAGCAAAAUCAUCUGCAGAAAAUGGCACUUCGGCCACGGAUGGAGCAGAAAGCAGCGUAGACAAGACAAAGAAGAAGCCCAAGAUGACAGACGAGGAGAUCUUAGAGAAGCUGAGAAGCAUAGUAAGUGUAGGAGACCCAAAGAAAAAAUACACAAGAUUUGAGAAGAUUGGACAGGGGGCGUCUGGGACUGUUUAUAUUGCCGUGGACGUGGCCACUGGCCAAGAGGUGGCGAUCAAGCAGAUGAAUUUGCAGCAGCAGCCGAAGAAAGAGUUAAUUAUCAACGAGAUCCUUGUAAUGAGGGAAAACAAACACCCGAACAUUGUGAAUUACCUGGAUAGUUACUUGGUUGGGGAAGAGCUGUGGGUGGUGAUGGAAUAUCUAGCAGGUGGAUCUCUCACUGAUGUUGUCACAGAGACCUGUUUGCAAGAGGGCGAGAUUGCAGCAGUGUGCAGAGAGUGUCUUCAGGCUCUGGAAUUUCUACAUUCAAACCAAGUGAUACAUCGGGAUAUUAAGAGCGACAAUAUUCUCCUGGGGAUGGACGGCGCUGUGAAACUGACUGAUUUUGGGUUCUGCGCACAGAUUACACCAGAACAGAGUAAACGCAGUACUAUGGUGGGCACUCCAUAUUGGAUGGCUCCUGAAGUGGUGACCCGUAAAGCCUAUGGGCCAAAAGUGGACGUUUGGUCUCUGGGCAUCAUGGCUAUUGAAAUGGUGGAGGGGGAACCCCCUUACUUGAAUGAAAAUCCUCUCAGGGCACUGUACCUUAUUGCUACCAAUGGAACUCCAGAGUUGCAGCAACCAGAGAAGCAGUCGUCUGCAUUUAGAGACUUCCUGAGCCGGUGCCUUGAGAUGGAUGUUGAAAAGAGAGUUUCAGCCAGGGAUCUCCUACAGCACCCGUUCCUGAAGAUCGCCAAACCUCUGUCAAGCCUCACACCGUAUAUAAUUACAGGAAAGCAAAUAGCAAAAGGCGGUCACUGAGUGAAGUCACAGGAGCACUUCUGGUACUACACUUACACCUCCUCUCUUUUUAUUCCCCCCAAUAUCUCCAGGCUGCUGGGCACCUGAACAAAUAAAACUUAUAAUAUAAAUGCUGGUUUCAAUUCAUGAAUUCUGCUGGGUCUGGUUCUGGACUUUUAGAAAAAGGACUCUAAAUUGUUUAUUUGUAGCAACAAAAUUGUUUCUUUAAUGAUGUAUUUUUACAGCUCGGAGCCUUGGCGAUGUUGAUCAGAAUAAAUUAAAGCUUCUUUUUGUCCAUGUA
Molecule: messenger RNA, 2129 nt
Organism: Xenopus laevis (African clawed frog)
Lineage: Eukaryota; Metazoa; Chordata; Amphibia; Anura; Pipidae
Gene: pak1.S
Product: p21 protein (Cdc42/Rac)-activated kinase 1 S homeolog
Exons: 16
Coding region: 266-1849 (527 amino acids)
Biological process (GO): cell migration; cell junction assembly; post-embryonic development
Cellular component (GO): cell junction; plasma membrane; cytoplasm
Molecular function (GO): protein serine/threonine kinase activity; kinase activity; nucleotide binding
Source: RefSeq, a predicted model, not a curated record